Molecule: messenger RNA, 1281 nt
Organism: Hemicordylus capensis (graceful crag lizard)
Lineage: Eukaryota; Metazoa; Chordata; Lepidosauria; Squamata; Cordylidae
Exons: 5
Coding region: 122-1018 (298 amino acids)
Source: RefSeq, a predicted model, not a curated record
AGAUGAAAAUGGGGCACUGACAGGUCAUCCCAGAAACCCAACCAAUGUUGCACCAUUUUCUGGGGGACUCCCCAAUGUUUUGGGGGACACUCUGGGGAAAGAGUUCAUUGAGGAACCGUCCAUGCCAGAACCCCUUCCAGCACCUCGCAUCACCAACAACAUCCUGGGGGAAGAGCUUGCUGAGGAACCCUCCGUGCCAGAACCCCUUCCAGCACCUCGCAUCACCAAUGACAUCCUGGGGGAACAGCUCACUGAGGAACCCUCCAUGCCAGAACCCCUUCCAGAACCUCACAUGACCAAUGACAUCCUGGGGGAAGAGCUCACUGAGGAAGCCUCCAUGCCAGAACCACGUCCAGCGCCUCGCAUCACCAACAACAUCCUGGGUGAAGUGCUCAUUGAGGAAACCUCGAUGCCAGAGCCCCUUCCAACACCUUGCAUCACCAAUGACCUACUGGGGAAAGUGCUCAUUGAGGCUACCUCAGUGCCAGGUCCUUCCAUCCUCACAGACACUCCAAAGGAAGCAGCUUCUGUGUCAGAGCCAGUACUAGAGCCUUCCAUUGCUGAUAAUUAUCUUCAGCAAGAAGUAGAACUCCUCAAAGGGUUACAGCAUGACUAUGUCCAGCAGCAACUGAGGGUUCGCCGCAUUUCCCAACAGUUCCCUCGUUCUCUCUGGGCCAUCAACCUGCAAAUUGGACACAUGUGGACAAGGCUCAUCCGCAGUGAAGUUCGGCUGCAGCGGUGGGAAAGGGAAGAUGUUCCUGCAGGCCCUGCUGCACUUCUCCAGCCCUCUGGGUCUGAUUCAUCAUUGUCCUCUGCCUCCCUUGAGGUUGCCUCCAUCCCAGCCUCCACGUCCACCUCUUCCCUCCUCCUGCAUCCCUCUCCACCUCCUCCUCCUUCCGCACCUCCUCUGGAGCUGGACCUCAGCAAUGUGAAAGAAACUCUGCAGAGUUUGGUAGAGAUGCAGGCCAAAGAGACAUCCACAGCUGCCAGGAAUGCUUACAAAGCUUCAAGGCACUGAGGGGACAAUUGAGGCGGCUAAGGAGCAGACUGGCCAGGGUGGAAGCCACUAUGGGGAUCGUGGUUCCUCCAAGGGAGCUGGACGUUGCUGAGGAAGAAGGGGAAGGCAAAUUAAAAGAGACAACUGUGCUACUAUUUACAUAAGUAGCAAUAAAAUGCUGUGUAUAUAUAUUUAAAAUAUUAAAUAUUUGUUUUAAUAGGAUGUAGAGAUAGAACAGCAAUAAAACUUGCAUAUUUGUUGUUUUAAAAAAUAAAAUGUUUUAU